This is a messenger RNA of Dendronephthya gigantea, 948 nucleotides long. Its product is annotated as melanopsin-like. Gene Ontology annotation, cellular component: membrane. The transcript has a single exon. Gene Ontology annotation, molecular function: G protein-coupled receptor activity. NCBI's taxonomy places the organism in Eukaryota, Metazoa, Cnidaria, Anthozoa, Malacalcyonacea, Nephtheidae. Gene Ontology annotation, biological process: G protein-coupled receptor signaling pathway. The record is from RefSeq and is a predicted model, not a curated record. Bases 1 to 948 code for a protein of 315 amino acids.
AUGGAUAAUUCUCGAGUACCCGAACCGGUUGCUCUCUUUUUGGCUUUUGUAUUUUCCGUCAUUGUAUUUUUUGGCGGAAUCACAAAUCUGCUUGUGCUUACAACACACAUAAAGUAUCACAAAAAGCUUUUAAGGGAUUCAAAAGACAUUUUAACUUUCAGCCUGGCAAUUGGUGAUUUUAUCAUGUCCGCUCUGGUGACUCCCUUACCUCUUUCCUCUGCCAUAGAAAGGAAAUGGACGACUGGUAGAAAAGGAUGUGUUAUUUAUGGCCUAAUCACCAUGUGGAUAGGCCUGUCUUCCAUUCUUCAACUCACAUGUAUUUCCCUUGAGCGGUACUACACAUUGUGUCGUAUAAACGCUAACGGUAUUUGCACAACACGAAUUAUUCAAAUGAUCGCUGGUUGCUGGUUGCUGGCCUUCGUUGCGAGUACGAUGCCAAUGUUUGGGUUCUCAGAAUUCACUUUUGAAGGAUUUGGCCUACACUGUUCGAUUGUUUGGAAGAGUGCGCAAGUUUGGUACUGCUUAUUUCUUCUGCUGUUCUUCUACGUUCUACCGAUCACAUCAAUCGCGAUCUCUUACGCCAAGAUGUUCUCAGUCGUUCGCAAAAUUUACCGCAACGCUGCAAUUACGUGGGGGACUAAUGCUCAAGCCACAAGAAAAAGUUAUACCGCACAAGUAAAGUUUACCAAACAGCUAGUUGUUGUCACAUGUGGGUUUAUGAUUGCUUGGACUCCGUACGCUGUCCUGUCGAGUGUUCUGGUACUAACCGACAUCGAAUUUGACAGUGGAUGGCAUGAGAUGCCCGCUUUGUUCGCAAAGACAUCAAAUAUAUACAAUCCUGUAAUCUAUUUUUUAAUGUACAGACGUCUUCGUCGACACACCUCUAUGAUCUUUAAUAAAACACUGAAAAUUUUCCCUUCCUUAAGUUCCCGUUCCUCGGACCGUUGA